Messenger RNA from Nannospalax galili (Upper Galilee mountains blind mole rat), 2013 nucleotides. RefSeq names its product anti-Mullerian hormone (gene Amh). The coding region runs from base 293 to 1969 and encodes 558 amino acids. Gene Ontology annotation, molecular function: growth factor activity. Gene Ontology annotation, biological process: Mullerian duct regression; gonad development. The record is from RefSeq and is a predicted model, not a curated record. Lineage: Eukaryota; Metazoa; Chordata; Mammalia; Rodentia; Spalacidae. The transcript has 5 exons.
GGACUGGUAAGCCCUGUGCUCUUGGGGGAGCAGGCCUCCAGGUGGGCUCCACCCAGCCCUCUCAGUGCUAGCCAGACAACUGCUCAAGGUCAGCGCUGGCCUCAAAGGCCCUGCUGUGUCUGAGGACAGUAAGCCCUUUGAAACAGCCACCUCUGGCCUGCUAGGUUCCCAGGGGCACCAGGCACUGUCCCCCAAGGUCACCCAUCCCCAGGUUGAUAGGGAUGUCCCUCCCAAGCACUUGGGUCUAGCCACUCAUAUAAAGCAGGGCCAUCCAGCCCCUGGCAGCACCACCAUGUGGGAACUGCCUCUUUCCUACCUGGCCCUGCUGCUGGCAACCACAGGAGCUGUGCUGGGUGCUGAGAUCCCCACAGAAGAGGAACCUGUCAGCACCGGGGGUCUCAUCUUCCUCCAAGAUGGAAUGUGGUCUCCCAACAGCCCCCCAGAACCUCUUUGUCUGCUGAUGCUGAAGGGACCAGGCAACACCAGCAGAGUCCCCUUGGGGGUGGUGGGAGGCCUGGGCACCUAUGAGCAGGCCUUUCUGGAGGCUGUUCGAGGGUCUCACUGGGGACCCCGAGACCUGACCACUUUCGGGGUCUGCAGCCCUGACUCCCAGGCCGCUCUGCCAGUCCUGCAGCAUCUUGGGGCCUGGCUGGAGGAGACUGGGGGACAGCGGCUACUGGUCCUGCAUCUGGCUGAAGUGACAUGGGAGCCCACACUCUUGCUGAGGUUCCAGGAGCCCCCACCCAGAACAGCCAACCCUGGGGAGCAGGCACUGUUGGUGCUGUACCCUGGGCAUGGCCCUGAAGUCACAGUCACCGGGGCUGGGCUGCAGGGUACACAGAGCCUUUGUCCCACCGGGGACACCCGCUACUUGGUGCUGGCUGUGGACACCCCAGAGGAGGCCUGGAGCAGCCGGGGGCUAGCCCUGACCCUGCAGCCCCAAGGAGAUGGUGCCACCCUGAGCAUUGCCCAGCUCCAAGCUUUGCUGUUCGGCUCUGAUCCCCGCUGUUUCACCCGGAUGACCCCCACUUUGUUGCUCCUGCCCCUGACCCAGCCUUUACCACAGCCAGCACAGGGCCAGCUGGACACGGUGCCCUUCCCACGACCCAGGCUGUCCUUGGAGCCUGAGGACCUGCCUCGAAGCGCCAACCCUUUCUUGGAGACCCUCACUCGCUUGGUGCGUGCCCUUCGGGGACCUCCAGCCCGGGCCUCUCCCAGGCGCUUGGCCCUGGACCCUGGUGCUCUGGCCAGCUUCCCGCAGGGCCUGGUCAACCUAUCGGACCCAGCUGCCCUGGAACGCCUGCUCAACGUGAAGGAGCCUUUGUUACUGCUGCUGUCUCCAGCUGCGGCCACCACGGGGGACCCUGCAUCGCUGCAGGGCCCGGCAUCUGGGCCCUGGGAAGCAAGCCUGGCGCACAGGGUGGCCGUGGAGCUGCAGGCCGCGGCCACGGAGUUGCGGGGACUCCCGGGCUUGCCACCUGCUGCACCCCCGCUGCUGUCCCACCUCCUGGCACUGUGCCCCAAUAACUCUGGAGAUCCCGGGUACCCACUGCGAGCAUUGCUUCUGCUAAAAGCGCUGCAAAGCCUGCGUGCAGAGUGGCGCAGCCGGGUUGGGCGCGGCGGGGGGAGGGCGCAGCGGAGCGCGGGGACCACGGUCACAGAUGCACCGUGCUCGCUGCGGGAGCUGAGUGUGGAUCUGCGUGCAGAGCGCUCGGUGCUCAUCCCGGAGACCUACCAGGCCAACAACUGCCAGGGUGUGUGCGGAUGGCCGCAGUCAGACCGCAACCCGCGCUACGGGAACCACGUGGUCCUGUUGCUGAAGAUGCAAGCUCGUGGCACCGCCCUGGCACGCCCACCCUGCUGCGUGCCCACCGCCUACACCAGCAAGCUGCUAAUCAGCCUGUCAGAGGCGCGCAUCAGUGCACACUACGUCCCCAACAUGGUGGCCACCGAGUGUGGCUGCCGGUGACCCUGUGGGAGCACUCCUCAUAUUUAUUCAGUUCCCCAUCAAUA